GAGAGAGAGAGAAGAGAGAGAGAGAGAUAGAGCGAGAGCGAGAGAAUGACCACUUACGCCAGCUUCCAGCAAUACGAGGUGUUGGAUUCGGAGGGUUACGGGUCGGCGAGUAGCCCGGAAUCGAAUCCGCGUAGCUGGGCCCAGCAGGAGAUAUACCCUCAACCGCCGAGAUCUAGGGGUAGCAGUUGCGGGAGCGUGAGCUCGGUUGAUUGUCAGAAUCGCGAGUACCAGGAGAUCGGCGCGGCGAACGCCACUUUCCGCUUGGCCGCCACCCCCGCUUCCUUCAACCUCGCCGAGUUCUACGAGUCCUCGUACUAUCAACAACAAGCUUGCCGGAACGAGCAUCACCGCCAUCACCAUCAUAAUAAUCAUCAUCAUCAUCAUCAUCAUCAUCAUCAUCAUCAUCAUCGUGAUCACGAAAUCGGACACUCCUCGAGUGUCGGAUGCAACUCGAGGACGACGAUGAGGGAGAAGAGCGAGUGCGCGAACGUUUACGACGGGUGUGUGACCGUGGCCCGUGCGGAUUUCUCCAUCAUCAGUCAGGAUGGUAAACAGAACGCCCCGCCAAAAAUGGACCAGCAACACCAUCAUCAUCAUCAGCAGCAGCGCAAUACAGAUAGUUUGGGCGCGAACGACAGGUGCGAUUUCGUCGGGCAGAGCGAGGAGAGCUUCUUCGGUAUCCCGAAAGGUGAUGGUUUUUUGGCUAGGAAUAAUAGCGGGGAGAACCCUUAUGGGCAGAGGGGCGACAUCGUUUAUUUGGGUGGCACGUACACCCAUGUGCAGAGGAACGAGGGCUACGUUGUCGAGCAGGGCGAGGGGGAGGGGAAGCGCGACACGGCCAGGUAUCAGACGAAGAUCGAAUACACGUCCGGUGAAAAGACGAGGGAGAGCGUGCAUCACAACAGGAUGAAAAACGGGACGACGCCUGGUAUAGAGGUGUUGAGGAAGAGACGGCUGGCCGCGAACGCGCGGGAAAGAAGAAGGAUGAACAGUCUGAACGACGCGUUCGAUAGGCUGAGGGACGUGGUGCCUAGUUUGGGAAACGACAGAAAGCUGAGCAAGUUCGAGACUCUGCAAAUGGCACAGACCUAUAUCGCGGCGUUGUACGAGUUGCUGCAAAGGGAGUGAACAUUUUGCGAACAAAACGUGCGAUUAACCGAUCCAGCGAUCGUUUCUAUAUCCGAUAAAUUUGCUCGAUGAAAUGACGUACAAGUGGAUAAUAAUUUACGUUGGACCGAUCGAAGAGGAACGAUGUCGCGAUGCUUGAUCGACGUUGAAAGGUAAACGACGAAACGUUGAAGGGAAAAGUUCGAGAAAAUCGGCGAGAAUCGUUCUCGUUCCCGUCCGUUAGUUUAAUUAGCGAUAAUUGGUGCGCGCAAACACGUCGCUUAUGCUUUUCCCUCCGCGUGGCCUUGUUGCCGGAUUCCAGGAUAUUUUUCGAUAAAUCGAGUCGUGAUUGAUACGCGAAACGAACAGUCCGACGUAGCUUCAGUGUUCAACCUUUUUUUUUUUUUUCUAUAUAAAACGAUAAAAAAUGAAAGAAAUCGAAAUUAAACGAACAUCUCGCAAUCAACAGAUUGAGGAUCGCUGUUUUGAGCGAAUAUCGAAAACGUAUAUACGUGGUUAUCGCGUGUUUUAGUCGUAGGAUUCGUGUAAAUAUUUGAUUAGACGCGAUUAAGUUAUUGUGACGUUGUUUAGGUAAUUGUGUACAUAUAUGUAAAGAUAGGGGAUCUCUCGAUCGCGAUGAUCGAUCCGUGUGACGGUGAAAAAAAAAGUAAAGCUAUUUCUUCUCUGAAAGCAGCAGAGAAAAGAAUUAUGUUUCUCGUUUUUGGCUUGAGAAAAAACAGCUUUGCGAUGAUUCUAUGCGAGAUACGCGACGAGCAUACUUUCUUUUCUUUUCUCUUCUUGGUGGGAUGAUUUUGAUUUUAUCUCCGGUUAAAAGAAUCGAUCGAUAUAAUUUUUGCGAAAGGAAAUUUAUCGUGAUGAUAAAUAAUAACACGAGUAUCUCGUCGAUUAAAGUUCUCGAGAUGAACCAAAGAAUCCGUUAAACAGGUUAAGGAAAAAAGACAAUGCGUCGCGAUUAUUUUUCUAAUCACAAUCAUGUAUACUGUCGAAUCGUACGUAUUGAUACAUUCUCGUGAUAUAUUCUCUUUUAGAAGAUCGAUUCGAGAGGCGAAAACAAUCAACGAUCAUCCUUCGAAAACGGAUCUAUAUAUCUCCCGAGAACACAUCCGAUAUUGACAUCCGAUAACAAAGAAUAGAGUGGAAGACAAAAGCGAGAGAGGACAGAUUGUUCGUAUAGUUUCCCGCGAUGUUUCUCCCGCAAUUAGGGAUAUGCAAAAAUAGGAGGACAAAUGGCGGUGGUCGGCCACCUCCACUUAGCAGUCAAUCACAAUUAAAUACAAUUUUGCGCGAGCUUCGGCCCCUGGUAAUGGCGCAAAAAGAGAGCAAAUUGAAAUCUCCUAGCUGACAGAAUGAUAGAUGGUGGCGCGCAGACGCGAAAACACGGGGGACGGAGAAAAAGAGGGAUAGAGAUGGAACGGCGGAGAGUUACCUUCCCCGCAGAACGCCGCUGUGAGAAAGCUGGUGCUGCUGCUGUUGCUCCUGCCUUUGCUUCGAGCCGAACAACGGGCGAAAAUGCAAAAGUGAAGGACCAAUGUCUUCUCCUCUUGAAGAAAAUAUAUCGUUUAGAGAGAACAACUACGUACGUUACGCGUAUACUCGAUCGAACUCUAUCCAGUUUUCCGUUAUUCCGUAAUUUAACGUGACUACGCGAAAUCCUUCCGAUUGCCAUUGUUGUUUUCUCCCUGACGACUGAAAUUACGCUCUAAUACACCAUUGAAAUUGGUCACUCGUUAUCAUACCACGUUUUCUCACUUAAUUCGACGUUUUUUUGAACUUUUUGAUAAUAUCUAUCCAGGAUAUGGAAAAAGUAAUUGAUAAUCACGCAACCGAUCGUAACGGAACAUCGCGCGUUAUCGCGCAUGCUCAAUUAGAGCUAGAUAGAAAUUAUCGCUCGAAGACGAUAGCGACGAUUAAUCGAAACUCGAACAAGGAAAUCGACCUCUUUGCGUUAGACGGCACGAAUCUAUUUCCGCCUAACUUCCUCCGUUAAGAUCCGAUAGAAAGAUUUAAUCGAAGAGAAAAGAAGACGUUUGUGACGAUGAUCAGCCAAGGAAUGUUUUUGUUACAAUGUAUAAUCGAAUAUUACUAUCGACUCUCGAUCGUCUAUCGAUCGAGAUUUUGUACGGACGAAUAACGAGAGAGGAUAUGCUUUGGAUUCAUUCGAGUAAUAGGUUAGGUGUUGAGUCGAUAGAGGUCGUGAUCGCGGCGGUAACGCAGGCAGUUUGUUAUUCACCGUGGAAAAAGUGGAUUUGCUACGCGUGGUUUUCUUCGUUUCGCGUAGAUAUAAAGUAAUAUAACGUGGAUUCUGGACAGAGACAUCGUGUCACCCGAGCGGAACGUGUUUCCAGAGAUGCUUCUGUAGAGAGUUUUGCAAUCGAUUCGUUUGCCGGUUUCUCUUGGAUUCUCGCUUCCUGCCGCGUUGAAAGAGUUUUCUUAACCUCUUCGGGGAAAGGGGAAGGGGGAUAAUGGCACGUAAUGCGCGCAUAUACGGAGUGUUGAUAUAUUUGUGGAUCCAUUCCAGAUUCUUAUUUGAUUUUUAUCUGAGUCAAUUUAAUGCAAAA
Apis florea (little honeybee) is the source of this 3686-nucleotide messenger RNA. RefSeq lists its product as uncharacterized. Gene Ontology annotation, biological process: axon development; sensory organ development; positive regulation of transcription by RNA polymerase II. Gene Ontology annotation, molecular function: DNA-binding transcription factor activity, RNA polymerase II-specific; protein dimerization activity; E-box binding. NCBI's taxonomy places the organism in Eukaryota, Metazoa, Arthropoda, Insecta, Hymenoptera, Apidae. Gene Ontology annotation, cellular component: nucleus. The record is from RefSeq and is a predicted model, not a curated record.